CCAUUUCCUUAACCUCCUGCACAUCACUACACCCUAUUAUUCUCCCCCCUUCCCUGCCUCCUUCCUCCGGUUCUCCCGCUCCGGCGAGAAUCAUCCCUUGAUCUCAUCGCACCGGAACCAAAUAAGAUACUUUGUAACAUAAUAAUAACCGGAUGAGGUUUUCAGUUUCGUGAUUCGGGCUCCAUUCAGACUCACACCCCUUGAGUUGGGACAGACUCAGUCUUCUUGUAAGGAAAAAUUAAGGAAGAUAUUGAGGAAUUUCAGAGGUAGAAGGCGAUGAGGGGAAGUUUACCGAUUAGCCGUCGAUCGGUUUUCAAGUGGCGUCAAGUUGCGAUCGGGACCCUUGGAUCGGCCAAGAUCAUGUUCCUUAUCUUAGGUUGUCUCGCGUUAACUAUACUCGCCGUCGCCAACCGAAACCGCACCGGUUCUUCUUCGUUGAUGGGAUGGACCGGUGACGUUGACCGCUCUUAUUCUCCAAGGGGAAGAUACUCGAUUGUAAUGAAUACAUGGAAAAGAUAUGAUCUCUUGAAGAAGUCGAUUUCCCACUACGUUUCUUGUCCAAAGCUCGAUUCAAUACAUAUUGUAUGGAGCGAGCCGGAUCCUCCAUCCGAUUCGCUUAAGAGAUAUCUUAAUCAUGUUGUGCGGUUGAACUCUAGAAAGGAUCAACAAGUUGAGUUGGUAUUUGAUAUCAAUAAAGAAGAUAGCUUGAACAACAGAUUUAAAGAAAUUAAGGAUUUGAGGACGGAUGCGGUUUUCUCGAUUGAUGAUGAUAUUAUAUUCCCUUGCUCUUCCGUGGAGUUUGCUUUCACUGUUUGGCAAAGUGCCCCAGAUACAAUGGUGGGAUAUGUUCCUCGUAUGCAUUGGGUGGAUCGAAAGAAAGGAAAUGGUAAAUACAAAUAUGGCGGAUGGUGGUCCGUUUGGUGGACUGGUUCAUACAGCAUGGUACUCUCAAAGAUUGCCUUCUUCCACAAGAAGUAUCUCAAACUUUACACUGAUGAGAUGCCAGCAUCAAUUAAAGAAUACAUAACCAAGAACAGGAAUUGCGAAGAUAUCGCGAUGUCAUUUCUAGUUGCAAAUGCAACUAGUACUCCUCCCAUAUGGGUUAAAGGGAAAAUAUUUGAGAUGGGUUCAACUGGCAUUAGCAGCAUAGGAGGUCACAGUGAAAGAAGAACCGAAUGUGUUAACAAGUUUGUGGGUGAGUUCAAACGAAUGCCCUUAGUGCCAACUAAUAUGAAGGCUAUCGACGGCCGCGACAGUUGGUUUUGGUGAUGCCAGAGUUCCAAAAUUUCCACCCAUUUAGCUCAAUCACGGUGAGUCUGUAGAAUAUUUGGAUUUUGAUGUAGGCUUUAAUAUGUUUUGAGGAUUGACCUGUAUUUGUGUAUGAUUUUCGUGUAUUAUUAUCACGUUCAUGUUUA
Hibiscus syriacus is the source of this 1415-nucleotide messenger RNA. RefSeq names its product glycosyltransferase family 64 protein C4-like. Gene Ontology annotation, cellular component: membrane. NCBI's taxonomy places the organism in Eukaryota, Viridiplantae, Streptophyta, Magnoliopsida, Malvales, Malvaceae. Gene Ontology annotation, molecular function: glycosyltransferase activity. The transcript has 5 exons. The coding region runs from base 277 to 1269 and encodes 330 amino acids. The record is from RefSeq and is a predicted model, not a curated record.